This is a messenger RNA of Ambispora leptoticha, 435 nucleotides long. NCBI's taxonomy places the organism in Eukaryota, Fungi, Glomeromycota, Glomeromycetes, Archaeosporales, Ambisporaceae. The record is from the annotation of a GenBank genome assembly.
AUGGAGACUAGAAACUAUGACAAACCAAUCCUUUAUCAAAUAUCAAAUCUUCCGGUGCCGUUAAGGCACAAAGAAUUGGAGAGAAUAAGCGAAAGCAAAAAUAAAAUCAACGACAAUAUAAAAUGUUAUUUAGAUGAUUAUGUGCCUUUCAGUAAUGGGAAUUAUAAGCACAUAGAUUUUGAGAAGAUUCCUAGUUUACUUUACGUAGGUGCUUUAUUAGCUGGUGCAAGCAGUGGACCGAGCCUUAGUGAAGGCAGUCAUAUAGCAAUUGAUAUCAAUAUGACUCGUAAUUACAUUGCUAGUCGAAAUUUUGAUUCUCGCCACGAUGUGAGACAAGCAUACAUUAGUAAUAAUUUACCAGGAGAAGGAGGUUUUCAAGAACUUGUUGGAGGCAUAACUGAGGCAAGAGAAAGACAUGCUAGGGCGAAUGAAUGA